This is a messenger RNA of Solanum lycopersicum (tomato), 1044 nucleotides long. NCBI's taxonomy places the organism in Eukaryota, Viridiplantae, Streptophyta, Magnoliopsida, Solanales, Solanaceae. The record is from RefSeq and is a predicted model, not a curated record.
AUGUCAUUGGCUGAGCUGACAAUGAGAAGUGUGUUGACCCUUAAGUUUGUCGAAUCUUCACAGUUCCCUAUUUUUGUAAAACAUUAUCGAAAAGAGGAUUGCCCAUCAGAAGUUGGGAGCAUAUCUCAACAGCAGACACAUCAAAUCAUCAACAUCUCAUCAUUUGAAAGAAGAGAUUGCUUGAAGAAGUCAGAAGAGAGACUUUCUUCCAAAUCAUUGGCUAUAUGGACAUGCCCUCCCAAGUUCCAUCUGAAUGAGAAAUGGCUAGUGGUUGCUGGUGAAGAGAGUCAAGAAGCCAAUAAGUGGGAGUAUAGGAAAGGAGGUCCUUACAAUUUGUCUUACUUGGAACAAGGUUAUGAUGAUAGUCAAAUUCCAGUAGUCAGAACCAUUUCUAUAGAAGAAGAAGAACCAACUCAUGAUUUGACAGUUCAUGUAGCCAUAGUUGUAGUUGCUCUUCAAGAGCAGGGUAGUCUAAUUCAUGCCAACUUAUUGGUUAGGCUUCUCCUCAACCUGAUUAAUCAACGUGGCAUGGCUACCAAUGUUGUUUCUCUCAAUGCUUCCCAUGCAGGAUCUGCAAAAUCUAUACCCUUGACAAUGACUAAGCCUGACAUUAGAGAGAAUAAAUCAAUAAACUAUUCCACUUCAGAGCUUGAUCUCGAAAAUAUCAAGAAACUCAUUAGCAAAUAUGGAGUACCUUACAAUGCAGGAGGAGAAAUUUCUGACUUGGUUUCCAGAUAUUGUCCUACCACCUUGCAGCCUAAGUUGACUCUUUCACCAAAUGUUGGCCCUUCCUCCUCGAUGACUAGUCACAAGGAUAUCAACAAAUACUGCAAUUCCCUAAUCAAGCAACGUGGAGAAAAAACUGAGUCUAUGGUUGAUGAAAGCUUACAAAAACUAAUUCCGUGCAGUUUGACACCUUGUAUUUUCUUUAAUAAACCUAAGGGAUGUCGUAAAGGAUUCUCCUGUCACUUCCGGCAUGAUAUAUUUGGUAAAAAGAGGUCUGGGAGGACAUCAGAAGGUCGGGAUUCAAAGAGACUGAAGUAA